Cylindrotheca closterium is the source of this 405-nucleotide messenger RNA. The record is from the annotation of a GenBank genome assembly. Lineage: Eukaryota; Bacillariophyta; Bacillariophyceae; Bacillariales; Bacillariaceae.
AUGGCGGUACAUGUAUUCCUCCAGGGGGACUUCCGAUUGCUGAGGCACAAUUGUUUGGGAAGUAUGUCUUGUGCUUUGUUUGGGGAGGUUACUGCAAUGGUGCGUUAUUGUUCAGGAGCAGCACCUACUACUUUGGGUCUUCAAGAUGCUUUGUUCCAUGGCAGAGAAGAUGUGGUGGCUGGCGCUUUUGUGGUGGCUCCAACUAUGGUGGGACGCCACUCAUUCACCAAAAAGCCUCUUUGCUACUUGGACAAGUUCCAGCUGCUUUAUGAACAAGUGGAGAAGAAGUGGGAUCCUGCUGAGUUGGAUAUGAACGGCCAUACUUGGAGUCAUAAUUUUUCUUUGAGUUUCUUUGGAACCGCCAUCCCUCCUGUACUACCUCCUGCAGGUCCAGAUCCUUUUUGA